Physcomitrium patens is the source of this 2476-nucleotide messenger RNA. Its product is annotated as aldehyde oxidase GLOX. The record is from RefSeq and is a predicted model, not a curated record. NCBI's taxonomy places the organism in Eukaryota, Viridiplantae, Streptophyta, Bryopsida, Funariales, Funariaceae.
CGUAAUUUUCCAGUGGAGUGGAGGUCCCUCCAGGUCUGCUCAUUUGUGUGAGCGCAAUUUUAGGUUUAAUAAAUUGAUGACAACCAAAGGCUCUCCAACUCGUAGAUUGAAAGUCAACCUUGUUGUUCUGUACUAGACAAGUGAUAGCUGAAACUGAAGUUGGCAUUUGCGGUGGUUCCUCAGAACCGAUUUACUGGUAGCAACAUAGAAAGAGACGAUUACACACAUUGUUGAUCCAGCGAGUGAAGAGAGUCCGGCGGAACAAUGACUCGGUCUUACGGGCGCGUUGUUUUUCGCUUUGUUGCGGCUGUUGCAGUGAUACUGGAAUGGUUUUUUUCGUUUGAUCUCGUCAUCGCACAGGAUGGUUCGUGGAAGACUCUCGUACCAGACGCAGGCAUUUCGUCAAUGCACACUGCUAUCACCCGAUACGACACAGUUGUCCUGCUAGACCGAACAAACAUAGGACCGUCACGACUGCUUCUGCCGAACGGGAGAUGUCGAACUCAACCUUUGGAGCGGAUUUCUAAAACCGACUGCUAUGCCCACUCUGCGAUGUUCGAUUCGAAUUUGAACACCGUGCGUCCGCUGUAUAUUUUCACCGACACAUGGUGUUCGUCCGGGCAAUUCAUUUGGGACGGAACCCUGGUCCAAACAGGAGGUGAUUUCGAGGGAACCAAAAAAAUACGUCGGCUCGUCCCUUGCCAAGCUACCGGGACGUGCGACUGGGUAGAAAGUACAACCGAGGAACUGACUGUCGGUCGUUGGUAUUCCUCAAAUCAACUGCUACCCGAUGGAAAGACCAUGAUUGUUGUUGGUGGUCGCAAUGCUCCCACCUACGAAUUCGUUCCAAAGAGGUCUCCAGGAGAGGGUGUGUUUCCCUUGGAUCUUCUUGGAAACCCAGGCUACGACAACUUGUAUCCAUACGUCAAACUCAUUCCAGAUGGCAACUUGUUCAUAUUUGCAACGAAAGACUCGAUUCUUCUCAAUCCCACGACUGGUGCCGUUCUGCGAAAGUAUCCCACACUUGUCGGGAACAGUCGCAACUACCCAGCAGCGGGUUCUGCAGUGCUGCUGCCUCUCUCUCAUGAAAACGGGUUUCAAAUCGCUGAGGUGCUUGUCUGCGGAGGCGCUACAAUGACGUGGAGUACUACAGCGCCAGCUUCGAAGAGCUGCGGAAGGAUGGAAGUCACUUCCCCCACACCGCAGUGGUUGAUGGAGGACAUGCCCGUCGGGCGUACUAUGGGUGACAUGAUCCUCCUGCCCACCGGCGAUGUCUUGAUCAUCAACGGAGCUAAGGCAGGUGCUCAAGGAUGGGGAAUAGCUAGAGACCCUGCGUUCCAACCGUGUCUAUACGCCGCGGACGACCCAGCCAACAGAUUCCAAUUGCUCGCCCCGACAACUGUUCCAAGAGUGUACCACAGCACCGCGAACUUGUUAUCCGAUGGCCGAAUUCUGCUUGCGGGCAGCAACACCCACCAGUUCUACACUUACAAUGAUACACUCUUCCCCACCGAGCUGAGCUUGGAGGCCUUUUCACCUCCUUAUCUGAAUAUCAUUUUUGACAGCAAGAGACCGACGAUCAUUGGGUGGCCGAAAGUGAUGACCUACGGAUCCGAUUACCUCGUCACAUUCACCGUCCCUUAUACCAAGCAGCCCAGGGAGAGAUCUGGCAGAAACCAGUGGCAGGACCUAGUGGAGGCAAAGCUCAGCAGCGCCCCAUUCGCCACUCAUUCAUACGCAAUGGGACAACGGCAGCUGAAGCUGAAGACUGUCCCGCUAGAACGCCAAAAGUCGACGAGUCGGGAUAUUGCGGUGACAGCGCCUCCGAACAGCAACGUCGCACCUCCGCAGUACUACAUGUUCUUCAUUGUAAACGGUGGCAUUCCUGGCAAGGCCCGAUGGGUUCAAAUCCGCACAUGAUACUGACCCACACCAUGCUCUGCUUGCAUUAUUGCAUUCCUCACCCACAUCUGAUAGUUGUAACUGAUACCAUCCGCGCUUCCUCUAGAGGAUGCUGAUUCAUCGAUAUCGACCGGUUAACCUGUGCAUGCUUAGGGUUCAGGGUUUAGCUAGCGGUGUUAGUUAGAUUGAUCGGCGACCGCUAUCGCUCAUGAGACUAGUAUCUGGUCCCCCCGCACAUUGCCGAGGACGGUGGUGCUGUCGAUAUUCUGACACCUGACCAUGCCCAGGCUGGCUUUAUGUUUCAAGGUUGCCACACAUUUCUUCUCCAAACAUUGCCUCGAGGAUAAACACACCUCACCAUUCAUUGUCGUUGUUUUUGCUUCUUGUUCCGCCGAACUAGCAACUGACAACCGAUUCUUUUCUUGUUCGUCUUCUCCACUGCGUAUUUUUUGGCUUGAGCCUACUGAUGGACAAUUUUAGAGCACAGUGUGACAGAAGAAUAAGUUUGUACUUGAGACGUACACAUUUGGAAGUGUGUUUUCAAUACUGUAGGAUUGGAGAGUAUUACUGUUGA